Molecule: messenger RNA, 573 nt
Organism: Babesia sp. Xinjiang
Lineage: Eukaryota; Apicomplexa; Aconoidasida; Piroplasmida; Babesiidae
Exons: 2
Coding region: 1-573 (190 amino acids)
Source: RefSeq, a predicted model, not a curated record
AUGAGAAUGAAGUUCUAUACAACAUCGACAUUCAAGGGGCUAAUCAAUUCUUUAGGGAACAUAAGUAAUUUGAAACCAACGACUCGGAAAAACAUCGUCGAUGGGCUCAAGAUCACAGCCCACAACAAAGAUCAUAAACAUAUCGCAUUACAUGUUGGAGAUUGGACUACCAUUAAGUGCGACUGCGUACACUUCUACGACAAAGGCACGCUAAGUCGACAACUGGUCUUGGCGCGCAUCGCAAAGUACGAUCCACUUCUGAAGGACGAGAACAAUCACCAAGAGGCGGGUAGUGAAGGAUCUGAACGCCAGUUCAAAAUUCUGAGAAUAAUAAACUACAUCCCUCACAUCAAUCUGGUAUCAUACGGGAACCUUAUAGGUGUCGGUAAUGAACUAGUACUUAAACAACGUAAAUCACUGCUCAUACCACUGGACAUUGCAGAUGAUUGUGGUUAUGACUCUCUGGUUUCACUAACUCAGGAGGUGAAACAGCUGGCGAUGCUGGAAAGGGUUGUUUUGUGCACGGAAGAAAGCAAUAAGUGGAAUGUACUCAACAAGCUGCUAAUGUUAUAG